CAACCGGAAGCUAAAUGUUUAACGUCCGUUGCUCAGGUGGAUGUUGUUAACGACCGUUUGUCUGUAGAGCUUCUUCUCCUGGACUUGGUCACCUCUUCACUCCUACAGGCGAGACAAAUCAGUCAUGGCUUCCACGGCGCCCAUUAAGAUUGGAAUAAUUGGUGGUUCAGGCCUUGAUGAUCCAGACAUCUUGGAGGGAAGGACUGAGCGAUAUGUCGAUACACCGUAUGGAAAGCCAUCUGAUGCCCUGAUACUGGGGAGGAUAAAAAAUGUGGAAUGCGUGCUGCUCGCAAGGCAUGGGAGACAACACACCAUAAUGCCAUCCAAUGUGAAUUACCAGGCCAACAUUUGGGCCCUGAGAGAAGAGGGCUGUACACAUCUCCUGGUGACCACGGCCUGUGGCUCACUCCGGGAGGAGAUCCAGCCAGGAGACAUUGUCAUCGUAGAUCAGUUCAUUGACAGGACUACCAAGAGAGCUCAGACACUUUAUGACGGACAGCCAACCAGUCCUCCCGGCGUGAGUCAUAUCCCGAUGGCUGAGCCUUUCUGCAACAGAACCAGAGAUGUUUUGGUGGACGUGGCCCGGAGUCUGGGUAUCAAGUGCCACGUGCGAGGGACCAUGCUGACGAUCGAGGGGCCCCGCUUCUCCGCGCGGGCAGAGAGCCUGAUGUUCCGCCAGUGGGGCGCCGACGUCAUCAACAUGACCACUGUGCCCGAGGUGGUCCUCGCCAAGGAGGCCGGCUUGUGCUAUGCCAGCAUCGCCAUGGCAACAGACUACGACUGUUGGAAGGAACACGAGGAGGCGGUCUGUGUUGACAACGUGAUGAAGACGAUGAAGGAGAACGCCAACAAAGCCAGCAGUAUCCUGCUGACUGCAAUACCGCAGAUUAGUCAGAUGGACUGGGCUCAGACAAUGAAGACCUUGAAAUCAAUGGCACAAUCUUCAGUAAUGUUACCAAAACACUAGAAUACAAUAAAGUAGAAAAGGAAUCCGAGACGCCACCUGCACCGACUCCGACACGGACAACAGACUCGACUCUGCCUGUGGAUUUGUCAUCAGUGAAUCACAAAAAAAAGUGCCUCACAUAAAUAAUGCAUGUGCUGUGUUUUCAGCUGGAGUUUCACUGUUUUUCCCCCCUGACUCAAACAUAAAAAACUCCCUCUUCGUUUUCAUCAACACGUCACCGUUUCUCUCUGGAAGCCUUCAAUCCAAUCACAUGUUGAAGUAUAAAAACACUCAACAAAAUAUUUUAAAUCUAACUUUCUAGAUUUUAUUUUCCGUUGUCUGUAAACAUUUCAAAUUUACAUACAUAUACUUUUUGCCAGUAAACCAUUGGUGUCUUUAUUGCUAUUUGUGUAAUAAAAAAAUAUUUGCAAGUGCAGCACAUGGAUAUUUAGUUUCUGCCUUCGUCAUUUACUUUAAAAAGUUCAAGCCAAUGUCUGGAGCACAACAAUGGCUUCAGCAAAAUGUUGUCAGGAUCAAAUCUUGUUAUUAACACUGGGAGUAUUUCUAUCUUAUCGGGCAACAUUUUGAUAUUUUUGUGGUUCUCAUUUGUUUUUAUUUGUUUGUCAUGAAUAUUUUCAUGUGCCACAUGAAUCCAAAAAAUUAAAUUUAGCAGCAUUUCAUUGAUAUAUCAUCGUAUCAGAUCUGCAACUUUUCCAGUAGCUACUAUUAAAACGGUUGACAGUAUAUGAAAAACGUACAGUGACUGUCUCUAUAGACACUGGUGAGACACUUUUGCACAUACAAUAUUUGAUAUAUUGUCAAAUUCAUCACCAUCUAAUGAAAUCAACAUUUUCGUGUUCAUUUUUUUCUUAUCUCAACCUCAUCACUCUGCACACUAUCUAAAAAAAGUUGGUCUCCUUGUAUUUCCUAUUUUGGAUAUAUCUAAAUAUAUAUUUAUAUCUAUAUAUAUAGAUAUAGAUAUAUAUCGAACACUAUCAACAUAUUGUGCAGCAUGGAGUGGAAUAAUGUUGAGCCUGUGCAAAAUGGCAAGUGUUUGAAAAGAGUAAUGUUUUAGAAUUAGAGUUAAAAAAUGGGAAUUACAAAAAAGAAUGUAAGGAUGAAUAAAUGACGUAUUUAUAUCCUCUGGAA
Molecule: messenger RNA, 2095 nt
Organism: Scophthalmus maximus (turbot)
Lineage: Eukaryota; Metazoa; Chordata; Actinopteri; Pleuronectiformes; Scophthalmidae
Gene: mtap
Product: methylthioadenosine phosphorylase
Exons: 8
Coding region: 125-967 (280 amino acids)
Biological process (GO): nucleoside metabolic process
Cellular component (GO): cytosol
Molecular function (GO): S-methyl-5-thioadenosine phosphorylase activity
Source: RefSeq, a predicted model, not a curated record